Ipomoea nil (Japanese morning glory) is the source of this 2247-nucleotide messenger RNA. RefSeq names its product U4/U6.U5 tri-snRNP-associated protein 2-like. The record is from RefSeq and is a predicted model, not a curated record. Gene Ontology annotation, molecular function: cysteine-type deubiquitinase activity; zinc ion binding. Bases 285 to 1949 code for a protein of 554 amino acids. The transcript has 11 exons. NCBI's taxonomy places the organism in Eukaryota, Viridiplantae, Streptophyta, Magnoliopsida, Solanales, Convolvulaceae. Gene Ontology annotation, biological process: mRNA processing; spliceosomal complex assembly; protein deubiquitination.
UUGAGCUGUUAUGCUGGCAGUCUAUUAUUCUUGUGUUUUUCGCUGAACGCCUGAAGCCCUGAGGGCCUGAACUGCAAAACGUGAAAGCCCUAACACCUCGUCGCCCCAAAGAUCCAAGCUGAAGUCGCCGGUCGCUGCCUCGCCUGACCAGUCCGCCACUUCACUUCUUCGCCUGCUGCCAGACCAUUACUCCGUUAUCGUCGGACCAGUCGCCAGAGUCCUCAGUGAGUCAGUGCCUCACAAUCUCUGCCUCUCAGUGUGGUCAAAAUAAUCUUAAUCAGAGAAUGACUACAAAGAGGGAGGCAGAAAACAGUGAGCUGGAUGAGGAAACAGACUCAAAGAAGCAGAAGAUAGUGGAGCAAUCCUCUCCUUCUUCUCCGCCUCAGCUUGCUUUUGAUAAUGCCCUUCUUCCACUUGCAUCAUAUGAUGAUGAUGAUGAGGAUGAAGAUGGUGACAAGAGAGAUCAAAAUGUUGCAAGAGGAAGAUUGGGGAGCAGUGAGAACAAGUCUGACAGUGAAGAGGAUGAUAGUGAAGAUGAAGCUUGGAAAGGAAGUGGAGGUAGGAAGCACCGAGUGGUUGAAGUGAGAAGGGACUGUCCUUAUCUUGAUACAGUUAAUAGACAGGUUCUGGAUUUUGACUUUGAGAAAUUUUGUUCUGUGUCUUUAACAAAUUUAAAUGUAUAUGCAUGUUUGGUGUGUGGGAAGUAUUACCAAGGAAGGGGGCCAAAAUCUCAUGCAUAUACACACAGUCUUGAGGCAGGGCACCAUGUUUACAUCAAUCUGCGAACAGAGAAGAUAUACUGUCUUCCUGAUGGAUAUGAAGUUAUAGAUUCAUCACUGGAUGAUAUUCGACAUGUUCUGAAUCCUAGAUUUUCUUUGAAACAAGUUGAACAGCUCGAUAACAGCACACAGUGGUCUAGGGCACUCGAUGGAUCUGAUUAUCUUCCUGGAACGGUGGGGCUGAAUAACAUUAAGGAGACUGAUUUUGUUAAUGUUACAAUUCAGUCUUUAAUGAGGGUGACUCCAUUGAGGAAUUUCUUUCUAAUCCCUGAAAAUUAUCAACACAGUAAAUCCCCACUGGUUCAUCGAUUUGGAGAACUCACUCGAAAGAUUUGGCAUGCUAGAAACUUCAAAGGACAGGUCAGCCCACAUGAAUUCUUGCAAGCUGUCAUGAAAUCAAGCAAAAAACGUUUCCGAAUAGGUGCGCAGUCUGAUCCUGUUGAAUUUAUGUCAUGGCUUCUUAAUACCCUGCACGCAGACCUCAGAACUUCCAAGAAAAGUAGCAGUAUAAUCUACCAGUGCUUCCAGGGUGAGUUGGAGGUGGUGAAAGAGAUGCACAGUAGAGCUGUUGCUGAGAAUAAAGAGAAUGGAGAUGCUAAUGGUGAUGGUGGAAGUGACGCUGUCAAUGUAAUCGCUGAAACAAGUAGAAUGCCUUUCUUGAUGCUUGGACUUGAUUUACCUCCACCUCCUCUUUUCCAAGAUAUUCUGGAGAAGAACAUUAUUCCCCAGGUUCCAUUAUUCAAUAUAUUGAAGAAGUUUGAUGGUGAGACCGUGACCGAAGUUGUGAGACCUCGUAUUGCUAGGAUGAGAUAUCGUGUGACAAAACUGCCAAAGUAUCUAAUUCUCCACAUGCGCCGAUUUACAAAGAACAAUUUCUUUGUGGAAAAAAACCCUACUCUUGUCAACUUCCCUGUGAAAAAUCUAGAGCUGAAGGACUAUAUUCCUCUUCCAUCACCCAAGGACAACGAAAAAUUGCGUUCCAAGUAUGACUUGAUUGGCAACAUUGUUCAUGAUGGCAAACCUGGUGAAGGAUCCUACAGGGUAUUCGUACAGCGAAAGUCAGAAGCACUAUGGUUUGAGAUGCAAGACUUGCAUGUCACCGAGACUCUCUCACAUGUCGUUGCGCUCUCAGAGGCAUAUAUGCAGAUCUAUGAGCAGCAGCAGCAGUAACGAAACUUCCAUUCCUUCAUACUAUAAGCAGUUUGAACUAAUUUGGCAACAUUGUCACGUUCUGUACUUUACGGUUAGAUUUCUACAUCUUCUGAAGGUUGCUAGGUUACAUAUGUCUUUACAGUCUACCAUGGCAGUGAAGAAUUUGAUAGCCAACAAUUUGUAGUUUUUGUGUACACAAUUUGAAAUGAGCCUAAUGUUCUGUUUUUGUUUUUCAUAGAUUCACAUUAUAUGUAUUCUUUAUCUUUUUGGGGAUUUCGCUUUAGCAAUGGUCUCUAUAUAACGAAACAUUUAAAAC